CUCAAAAGGAACACUCACAAAAAUUUACAUCCAAAAACAAAGAAACCAAAAAUCCAUGUCAGGCUAUCCACACCAGCCCUCCGGCUACGGCUACGGCCAGCCACCGCCACCAAACCCUUACGGCUCCGCCACUCCCUACGGUGCACCGCCGUCCCAACAACCCCAAGGCUACGCUGCUCCCUACGGCGCUCCACCCCAACAACCCCACUCUCACUCCCCUUACGCUCCCGUCGCCGCCCCCUACGGCUCAGCUCCACCGUCCGCUCCUCCCUACGAUCCUCACAAGCCUCCAAAGGAAAACAAGCCACCUAAAGACUACUCCUCCGGCUCCGGCUACCCUCCCUCUGCUCCUGGUUACGGCAGCCCGUUCGCGUCUCUGGUACCGUCGGCGUUUCCUCCCGGAACCGAUCCGAACGUCGUCGCUUGCUUCAAGAUCGCCGAUCAGGACGGGAGUGGCUUGAUCGACGACAAGGAGUUGCAACGCGCGCUGUCUUCGUACGAUCAGAGCUUCAGCUUGAGGACCGUUCAUCUUCUCAUGAACCACUUCACCAAUUCCAACGCCAAGAAAAUCGGACCUAAGGAAUUCACUUCACUAUUUUACAGUCUACAGAGUUGGAGGGAUAUUUUUGAGAGAUUCGAUAGGGACAGGAGUGGCAGAAUUGAUUUAACUGAAUUGCGAGAGGCACUUUUGAGUCUUGGAUUUGCUGUCUCACCGGUGGUUUUGGAUCUGCUUGUUUCUAAGUUUGACAAAACUGGAGGCAAAAGCAAGGCCAUUGAAUAUGAUAAUUUCAUUGAGUGCUGUCUAACAGUUAAGGGACUAACUGAGAAAUUCAAGGAGAAGGACAGAACGUACUCAGGUUCAGCAACUUUCAAUUAUGAGGAGUUCAUGCUGACUGUUCUGCCGUUUAUUAUUGCAUAGGAUGUUAAUGGUGUGGAUUCGGCUUUAUGUUUUGAUGUAAUUCCUGAUGGCAUGUUUUCAGCAUAGCUGAUGUAGCUGUAUUUGUCAACUUUAUUAUAGUUGUUAUAUGUGUUUUUUUGGAAUACAUAUCCUCUGUGCCAUUUGUUAUGUACCACUCUAUGUUUCUCCAAUUACAACUCGCCAUUUGUUGACAUUAUUUUCCUUGUAAAAUAAUUGAAGAUUAAAAUGGAAAAAAAUCAAUACAUGACAAGUUGUGAUUGGUGGAACAUCAAGUAGUACACAAAAAAUAGUACAGAGGAUUUGUAUUCGUUUUUUUUUUUUUAGUUGUGUAACUCUUUUUAAGGUUUUGUAUCUUGUAAGAUUUUAAAUAUAACAUCUUUGUGCUGAAACUAAGACAUCUUUGUAUUAUAAUUAUCAUUGUCCUUC
Messenger RNA from Quercus robur (English oak), 1345 nucleotides. RefSeq names its product calcium-binding protein CBP-like. The record is from RefSeq and is a predicted model, not a curated record. Gene Ontology annotation, molecular function: calcium ion binding. Lineage: Eukaryota; Viridiplantae; Streptophyta; Magnoliopsida; Fagales; Fagaceae. The transcript has 5 exons. The coding region runs from base 56 to 919 and encodes 287 amino acids.